Messenger RNA from Salvelinus fontinalis (brook trout), 2865 nucleotides. RefSeq lists its product as uncharacterized. The record is from RefSeq and is a predicted model, not a curated record. The transcript has 4 exons. The coding region runs from base 392 to 2011 and encodes 539 amino acids. Lineage: Eukaryota; Metazoa; Chordata; Actinopteri; Salmoniformes; Salmonidae.
UCAUUGCGUAAUGCUACCAUGGUAAUCGGAGUUCUGAUUUCCCUCAAAUUCUAUCCAAACUCUGAUUGGAACCAGAACGCCGGUUACCAUGGUAACAUUACGCUAUGAUAUAUUAGGGAGCACAAAGUUUAGCAAGUCUUGAAACUAAUGAGCUACGAUUAUUAAUUAGCAGUUUGAACGUGUCAAGUUCAAGCAAACAGAGUUUCUGCAGAGGGUUACUGUCAAUGACUGCAAUACAAGGUCCAUUCCUGUUCAGGGACCAAACGUGCUGUCAUCUAGCUAUCACCCCAGAUAGCAUCAGCAGCUUGAGAAGGCUCCUGCACACCCGAGGCCCCUCUGUCUCCAAGAGAAGGCAACAAGGUUGAGUGGAGCACACUGGUUUCAUCAGCACAUGGAGAUAACACGGCCUCUUCAUAAUUGUAACAGCAAAUCAGGGAUAUCUUCAGAAAAGUUUAACAAUGUUUCAUUGAUGAAAGAAACAAAUGGAUCAGAGACGCGUAGAGCAUCCUACAGGCAUUCAGCGACGGCGUUCGACUCUGCCUGCUCCCCAAGACGCAGUGACUCAGGAGACCGAGCUCUCGUGACAAACUAUAAAUCUGGGAUAAUAGUCGAUUUGGAGAAUGCGGUGGACAGACGGAAAAACGCUCUGGUGUCACUGGAGGAGGACAACCUGAGCCUCAACAAGAAGAUAAGAGAAAACAAGGCGGAAGACCGCCCAUCUUUGGCCAAUCACAAUGUCUUAAGCUCAACAAGUGGCAACAAUUCACAGGAAUGCCCAUCUUUGACCAAUCACAAUGUCUUAGGCUCAACAAGUGGCAACAAUUCACAGGAAAUGGCUGGUGAUCCCAGUCCCAUCUCCAAACUCAAUACCCACCUUGUCACGUUCAACAUUGCCAAAACAUACCCAGGAAGUCAGAGGCAAGAUACACCAUCCAAGAUAGAGGAGACUAGGAUGAGAGAGUUGCUCAAAAUGGAGAGCCUAUCCUUGGAGGACAAGUGCGCUUACUUGGAGAAGGAGAAACAGGACUUGCGGAGGAAGCUGCGGAAGACUGAGGACUACUGCAAGGAGUGUGUCCGCGAGCUCAAGAGGAUCCUUCCAAAGUAUGAGGACCUCAAAGCCUUGCAUAAAACCCUGGAUAAGUGCAACAAGCAGCAGGCCGCUGAGAACCGCAGACUCGUCAACGCUCUUGAGGCCGAGAGCCAGGCAGGGGAGAGAUCCAGGGAUCCCAGCUUGGCUCGGGAGCCCAAAGAAGGGGAUGGUGACAACCGGGUGUGGGUUCAACUGGAGAGGGCCAAUGAUCGCUGCACCCAGCUAACCCAGGAGAAGUGGCAACUGGAGGACCGAAUGGCCUCGCUGGCAAGGGAGGUCAGCCGCCUCACGAACGAGCUGGAUAUCUGCUGGGCCGAACUCCAUCGGCUGGGGGCCAGGAGGCAAAGCUCCCUUGAGGGGAGCACGACUAGGGAUGGCAGCCCUCUGGCCUCGUCGGGCAACAAACACCCAGCCGAACGCAUCCUGGACAGCGUGGGGAAAGAGCGCAAGGCCAUGUCGGGCUCCGUGGCCCAUCUCAAAGAGGAGAACAAGACACUACGAGAGAACCUCAAGCAGAGUGUCAAGAGGGGUGAGGAGGCAGAGGGCGGAGCCAAGCAGCUGAGGGAAUUGCAGGCCAUAUUGGAAAGCUGCCUGCUCACGGUGCAGCAGGAGAAAGACCUGCUAACGCUGGAGGUGAGGCAGCUCCACCAAGAGUACAUUGAUCUCAGCAGUAGCAUCUCGCUGCAGCUGAGAGAGAGGAGCCCCAUCACCACUACUGGGAUAUUAGCAGGGUCACAUGAGGUGAUUGAUGGUGGAGCCAGGCAGCAAGAGAGUCCAAGGCAGCCUCUGAACAGCAGCCCUAUUACCAGAGAAAUGCUGGAUGGCCCUGUAGGCGGAGAGGCAAUUGACCAUAUAAGGAAGCGUUUCGAGGAGGAGCAGAGAGGCCAGAGGUACAAAAACAUCAUCAAUCAGAAUGAAUGAGGCUGUAGCUGGAUCAGUGGGCCAGGCAGACUGGAUGUUGACCUCCCGUACCACGUCCUGUGUGACAGAGGAGUCCGGAGGGGUCAAACAUACUGUAGCUUACCGUAGAGCUCUCUGCACCACUUCACCAACAAUAUGCCCGUCACAAAAUCAUGUACCAUAUGCACUGUAUAGAUUUGAAUUCCCUGAUUUUUAUAUUAUGCUUUUCAAAAUAUUUUGUCAGUGUUAUCAUUUCUGAUGUUUUUUACUUGAGAAUUCGAGCUACUGUAGAUAAAUGGCAUAUCAAGGCUAUUUGUGACUAGGGUUGGGACGAUGCCAGUAUUACCAUACUCGUUAGUAAUGUGGCAAGGAAACAUAACAUGAAGCGGAUUUAACUUCUUUAGGAAGUCAGCCCUGAUGUUGGAAACAAACCUCAUUAUGUUGUCAUCCAGAGUCACAUGGAUUGAUUUGCCAAGCUAUAGCACAUAAAAUGUUAUAUACAACAGGUUUUUAAAGGACCAAAGAGUUUGGUCUGCUUCAUGUUUUCAUUUCUGUCAUGGGGGAAAAAAUAUUGUGAUAGCGGUCUAAGGCAUCUCAGUGCAAGAGGCACUGGUUCGAAUCCAGGCUGAACAUUCGGCCGUGAUUGGGAGUCCCGUAGGGCGGUGCACAAUUGGCCCAGCGUCGUCCUGGUUUGGCCGGGGUAGGCCGUCAUUGUAAAUAAGAAUUUGUUCUUAACUGACUUGCCGAGUUAAAUAAAAAUAAUUUUAAAAAUAUAUCAUCCCGGCCCUAUUUGUUGCUGUUGUGCAGCACAUGCCCCAUGUAGUUUCAUUUGGAGAAGGUCAGGAUAUUUUUGGACAGUAGGGGGAGCUGUUGUA